AUGGACAACAACCUUUCCAACCACGCUGGUCAGAACCCUGAGCCUAACAAAAAGGCACUGUCGAAAGACAACCCCGUUCUGCGACCAAAGAUACCUGUCCUCGAAGACCCAAUGUUCACGAUGACACGAUUUACUUCACCAGACAGCGAGCGAGAAGAUCUUGGGUUUCGGCAGACUCAGACCAGGGCUCAGUCAGCGGCCCGCAUGGCUGAGAAGAUCAAGCCCCUGGACAAGAUCUUGAGACCAAACUGA
Molecule: messenger RNA, 252 nt
Organism: Diaporthe amygdali
Lineage: Eukaryota; Fungi; Ascomycota; Sordariomycetes; Diaporthales; Diaporthaceae
Exons: 2
Coding region: 1-252 (83 amino acids)
Source: RefSeq, a predicted model, not a curated record